ACGCUCAAACAUGCAGCAGCUCAUCGCGUCCGCUCUACUGGCUUCACUGUGGACCCUCUGCACGGGAUCAGGAGAUUGGUGCUAUCAGUCCCAAUUCAGCUGUGAUCAUCAGUGCAAUGCACCAGAGAAGUGGGACCAUGCAGACAGCAAAUGUGGAGGAAAAUACCAGUCACCCAUCAAUGUUGUCACCAGAAAGACUCUGAAAGACGAGCGACUGACUCCUUUUAAAUUUGACAACUACCAGCAGACCUUCAGAGGCACCAUCAAAAACAACGGACACUCAGUUCAGGUUGGAGUCCCUCACAUGAGCACCGUCUCAGGUGGAGGCCUGCCAUCCACCUACAAGGCAGUGCAAUUCCACCUGCACUGGGGCAACAAUGGAGGGCCUGGCUCUGAACACACCAUCGAUGGGGAGCAGUAUCCCAUGGAGCUGCACAUUGUUCACAUGAAGCACCACUACACUGACCUGACCACAGCACUAUCAGACCCCGAAGGAGUUGCAGUCCUUGGUUUUUUCUAUGAGAGGUCAAACAGUGCAAACCGAAAGUAUGAUCCCAUCAUCAACGCUCUGAAAAGCAUACAAAACAAAGACGGAAAUACAUCUCUGCUUCCCGUCUCUCUGGCUCAACUGAUCCCAACUGAGCAGAAUCUGACCUCUUAUUACCGCUACAAGGGCUCUCUCACCACUCCGGGGUGCACCGAGGCUGUGGUCUGGACUUUGUUUGAGAGCCCCAUCCCACUGAGCAUUGAGCAGCUGCGGGCAUUCUCUGAGCUCAAGUUCCAAGAUGGGAAGGCGAUGGUGGGGACCUUCAGGCCGGUGCAGCCACUGAAUGGCAGACAGGUGUACCGGUCAGGUGGUGUUGUGACCCUCAUCAGCUCUACCCUCCUCAUGGUCACCAUCGCUACUGCCUUGGGAUUUUCCCAACCCAACUAGAGCAAGACAUCUCAUGCUGCACUGCGACAUCCAUGAACACAAUAAGUUCUGUAUCAUUUUAAACUGAACUCUGGUUUGUAAACUCUCCAUUGCAUGGUUGCUAAGAUGAUGGACCACGUCGUAGUGCAGCCAACACUCACCUGGUGUUCCUCCCGUACAACACAAAUGACAAAGGCGUUCAAGGAAUGCUUUACGAAAGGUGCUGUAAAGGUUCGAUCAGAUUCAUGCAUGCGUAGUGAAGCAGUAGGUCUUAUUUCAGCGUUUUGAAUGUGCCAUAAAGAAGGUUACCAAGCACUAAAGAGAUAACUCUAAGUCCACACCAGAUCCCUGAGUCAUACCCAAACUUUUCACCACACCAUACUACAAUAACACAAGCACAAACACACAUCCUCGUACCCUUUAGACGUCAUCCGCUUCUUCCAAUGUCAGGUAAAUUUAGUCUCCGCUAAUGUCUCUGAUGGGUUGUGCUCUGAGUGCCGUUGUUGCCCCCUGACCCAGCACGUGAUGUGUGGUUCCCUCAGUGGUGCAUGUGAACAGCAUUGCGCUAUUAAUAGCAAGACUGAGUCACAAAAACAAGCUCCAUUUCAAAGCCAGCGGUCAAAGGAGUCAGCAGUUAGGCCUUUUCUCUCCUGGUCCAGGAGCACAGAGCGCAGCCAUCAGGUGAACCUGCACAGUCACUCAGUCAGCAGCUGGUGGGACGUGAGAGGGCAGUGAGCAGUGUGAGGUUUUGCAUUUCUCACAGGGAACGACUGCAUGCUGAUCUGAGAGCAGAGCUGCAGUCUAUCUCAGCUUAAAAUCAAACGCCACUGACACCUGAGACCAGGAUGAGGAGGCAGAGAUGCUAACGCUAAUCAUGACAAAGCAAUUGUUAGUCUGGUGUCAGAUAGAGGAGAGAGCACAAAGACUAUAAAAGAAGUGGGCUAGCCACUGCAACAUCCACCACGGGUCUAAGAACACCUGUUUGAAUCCUUGACUUUGGCAUUCCAGUGAUCACCAUCUUGAUUUUUAGAAUCAGAAGUGUCCACAUUCCAAAACAGGGUGGAAACAAAGUGUCAGAUUAUUUUCUUAGUUGAAACUUUGCAAUGGCAGCAACUCUGCUUUACCAUCAAUUUUUUCUCUCCGUGGGACUGUAGCUUUUAAGAAGCAAAUAUUACUGUAAUAAAGCAGACUUGAAACUAGUAAUUAAGACCAUAAACAUAUAAGAAAUGUUUACUAACUUACUACUUACUUAAGUGUAAAAUCAUCUGAUAUGUAUGCUCGUUUUCGCAAAGAUUUCUUAUCUGACUCAUUUUUGCAAACAGAUGAGUUUCCCCCCUGCUGGCGAUCAGAAAGAAUGCAGGUUUAAGGCACUUCAACAACUUCAUCCGUUUCUUAAAUGCAACGUAUCUGCCAAUCUGUCAACACCCAGCAUAAAAUGUCACUUCUUUCUUUGAGCAGCAACCUUGGGUGUCAGAAAAUUAAGCCAAAAUGGAAGUCCAAAAACCUGCAGUGUCCACCUGAGGCUGACUCCAAAAGCCAAAGGUUUUCGUCUCUUUAUCCCAUUCCUCUAUUAACUCUAAAAACUCUGUGGGUGAUGUUUUUGAUUUCUCAACCCUUGUGAUUUUAUCAAGGCUCAGAGUUUUGAGUAAUUUGCAGAGUAGCUGCUUUGACUGACAGUUGGGGGUGUUGUAGCGGUUUGCCAGACAACAAGUCUACGGCCUCAACUCCACCUCUCAGACUUAUCAUUAGAAAAUUAGCAAUUGGAGUCAGCAUUUCCAAUAUGGCGACCUCCAUCUUUAGGCUUCAGAGCGCCUUUUCAAAUCCAAUGGGCAGCAAAAUAGGACCAUGUUUCUUACUGUAUCUCUUCAAACCAAGUCAUUAUUCCAAUUCAUCUCCAACACUCUGCAUGAAAAUGCAUGUCUUGAUGUUACAGAUGCUAAUAAUGAGCUACAUGUUCAUGAAUGCAGGGUUAAGCUACUCACGCGAGUUGCCAAAUUCAUUCAUUACUCUACUCAGUCUCUCCACUGUUUCACUUUUGACCUGUGAAGUUCACCGAGCUUCUCCCUGAGAACAUGUGACUGUGUUCACGGCUUGUAAAAAAAGGGUCUCGGAUGCACUGAAUGUUAUCGACUGUGAAUUACACCCCACUGAGUUCUCGCUCAUUUAUUCAGGAGGACUCGCUCCGUAUUCUAGCGAGAGAUCUGUGCAAUUCGCCAGCAAGAUGUACUGUAAUGACCAAGCAAGGAAUCUGUGUAUAUAUUCCAUUGUUUCAUAAUGCAUCAAGUUAUAUUUCUAUGCUGUGUCAUUGUACACAUGUAUUUAUGUACCGAAUGUGUAUAUUGAUAUGAGACGCACAGUUAUUGUUAUUUAUGUAUUGGAAAGUUUAUAUAGUACUGAAUGCAAACCCAUAUAUAUGAAGCAUCAAGUUGUCCAUGACAUAUUGACUUUACUUAUGAUGUGUAAGUGUAUGAGAUUGUCAGGUUGUAAUGCUUGAAAGAGUCAUAAAUAAUAUGGAGAAUGUGUUCUGAACAAAAGAAUAAAAUACUGACAUGUCUUUUUAA
Messenger RNA from Notolabrus celidotus (New Zealand spotty), 3474 nucleotides. It is a transcript of the gene ca4a, whose product is annotated as carbonic anhydrase IV a. Bases 11 to 934 code for a protein of 307 amino acids. Gene Ontology annotation, cellular component: plasma membrane. Lineage: Eukaryota; Metazoa; Chordata; Actinopteri; Labriformes; Labridae. The transcript is spliced from 8 exons. Gene Ontology annotation, molecular function: carbonate dehydratase activity; zinc ion binding. The record is from RefSeq and is a predicted model, not a curated record.